Molecule: messenger RNA, 3577 nt
Organism: Solea solea (common sole)
Lineage: Eukaryota; Metazoa; Chordata; Actinopteri; Pleuronectiformes; Soleidae
Gene: ssbp2b
Product: single stranded DNA binding protein 2b
Exons: 20
Coding region: 473-1498 (341 amino acids)
Biological process (GO): positive regulation of transcription by RNA polymerase II
Cellular component (GO): nucleus
Molecular function (GO): protein binding; single-stranded DNA binding
Source: RefSeq, a predicted model, not a curated record
GGCGGCAGCAGCAGCAGCAGCAGCAGCAGCUCUGAGCUCCAACAUCUCACAUGGGUGUGUCCUAAUCCUGAAAUUCGACUCCCCUCGAUCCUGCUCCGGUCACCCCGACAUUGGUUCAAUUUUAAAGCCAACUCCAUACCGGCAUCACAAAGAAGACAGAAGAUGAGUUUAAAGAAGCAAGAAAAGACUGAGUCAACCAUUUGUGAGCAGAGAGAAGGAAUGCUUGUGUGGAUAAGGCAAUUUCUAAGAUUCCCCCUGGACCAGAGGAGACACGGUCAAAAAAGUGCUGCGAGCCCACUGGAUGCAGACAGCCUGCAAUAGAUGACCUCAGACAGAUGGCUCAGUAGAACUGAGAAGAAAGGACGUGGUGGUGGGUGGACUGAUCGACACAGAGAGGAAAAGAAAGAAAGACUUCGAGAGUGGAGGAAGAGUGAGGAAAACACAAUUCCACGGACAAAUGGCGUGAUGACCGAUGUUAGCUCUGUAUGUGUACGAGUACCUGCUGCAUGUAGGAGCACAGAAGUCAGCACAGACCUUUCUGUCAGAGAUCCGAUGGGAGAAGAACAUCACACUCGGAGAACCUCCGGGGUUCCUGCACUCGUGGUGGUGUGUUUUCUGGGACCUGUACUGUGCCGCUCCAGAGAGACGAGACACAUGUGAACACUCCAGCGAGGCCAAGGCCUUCCAUGACUACAGUGCUGCAGCAGCUCCCAGUCCUGUCCUUGGGAACCUUCCUCCAGGUGAAGGCAUGCCAGUGGGUCCAGUUCCUCCAGGAUUCUUUCAGCCAUUUAUGUCACCUCGAUACCCUGGAGGACCCAGACCACCACUCCGAUUACCAAAUCAAGGACUUGGAGGAGUCCCAGGUGGUCAGCCUAUGUUACCCAGUGGAAUGGAUCCGUCAAGACAGCAAGUACAUCCAAACAUGGGAGGACCCAUGCAGCGCAUGACUCCACCCAGAGGCAUGGUACCGUUGGGGCCCCAGAAUUAUGGAAGUGGAAUGAGACCACCACUUAACGCCUUGGUUGGUCCAGGGAUGCCCGGCAUGAACAUGGGGCCUGGUGGGGGCAGACCUUGGCCGAAUCCUCCAAACUCCAAUUCAACCCCUUACUCGUCUGCAUCUCCGGGAAGUUAUGUGGGUCCUCCAGGAGGCGGAGGGCCACCUGGGACCCCAAUAAUGCCAAGUCCAGCAGAUUCAACCAACUCCGGCGACAACAUGUACACUAUGAUAAACACAGUCCCUCCCAAUGGAAACCGACCAAAUUUCCCUAUGGGUGCAGGUGGCGAUGGUCCGUUAGGUGGAAUGGCUGGAAUGGAGCCACAUCACAUGAAUGGAUCAUUAGGGUCAGGUGAUAUGGACAGUCUCCCAAAGAACUCUCCUGGAAACCUAAGUAUGAGUAACCAGCCAGGAACCCCCAGGGAGGACGGAGAGAUGGGAGGAAACUUCCUGAACCCAUUUCAGAAUGAAAGUUAUUCUCCAAACAUGACGAUGAGUGUGUGAAGGCUGGACGCGCCUCACUCGCUCACUCGAGCUGAUGUGGAUCAAUAUAAAGCAGAGAGAGAGAGAGAGAGAGACGGGAGGUGAUGUCCUCCAGGCCAGUGACUCUUCCUCCCCCACCACCACCACCUCACCUAACCUGUCAGGACAGUUACCCCACACACACUCUGUCCUUCUACUGCCCCCACAACUCCACCAACGUGUCCUCGCCCACCCUUUCACAUUCACCCCCGUUCACCCCUCGCUCCUCUGUCCUGAGUGGUGACUCUGCUUAAUCCGUCAGUUCUUCCUCUGCAUCGAUGAGACUGUACAAAGGAACCAAAUUUAAAAAAAAACAACAAAAAACCCCGGAGGAGAACUCUUUGUAUAUUUGCAUACAGUGUGUGACAGAGCGCACACUCCAGUCACAGGCGAGUGUUUCUGCCUUUUUGCGUCAAGUCACAUGACACCCGCCCACCACAACAAAAGGCCAGUAUCUUAUUUAUCCUCGAGUUUAAAGGACUUUAAAAGAGAUAAAGACACUUUUUGAUUGAUUUAACUGAUGUUCGUGCAGAUAUUUGUAAAGUCAUCUUUUGUGGCGGUCUAAAUCUUCAACGUCUUUUAUUUCGUGAGUCUUUUCCAUCAGAAACUCAAUCACAAACAUGUGAGGAAACGCGACAUGAUCACACGAUGACAGGAAGGCUUCGCUCACUGAGGUCAAAAUCAGCUUUCGUUCCACGUUUAAAGUGAGACUAUGUGACUUUUUGGAACAUUUGUGACCCAAGUAACAAUAACAGGACACAUGAUGGUAAGUGUGUCGACAUAUUUUUGAAUAUGGCGCCGUGGCGAUGCUAAAAACACAAAAAACACCUUCUGAGUGAUUUGUCCUCGUGGAUCAAAGUGCAGUCAGGUUAUAAGUUUCUCUUAUUGCUGUGUUGCAUAAUGAGAAUGAGGAUUUUCAGGAUGACUUGAGUGACACGGACGAGGAUAAUGCUCGAGCUAAAUUAUGUGACUGACGUUUCAACCAGUAGACACACUCGUAAAAUCUGUGAAAGUGUUUAAAAAAUAAAUAAACACAUGGGUCAUUGAAAGAGCUUGAAAUUUGUGCAAGGAGUUAUGUUGAUAUUUAGGUUACGACGCCACCUACUGUUCCAUGCGCCCUGCAUUGCUUUAUGUACGUAGACGAGGCAUUCGGUCCUUGAAUUUGAGGGAAUUGGUACUGGAAAGUCCUUGAGUUUGAUGUCAAACAAGGUGUGGGAACCCUGAGAUUUUAAGUACACGUGAUAAAAAAAAAAGUUACAUAGCCUCCCUUUAAAGAAGAUCAGAUCUGCCUUUAUGCAACGAGAAAAAACUAUAUGGCUUCACAUUUUGCAAUUUAGACUGUAAUGACAUAGCAAAAAUGGAUGGAGCGCAAAAGAAUAAGUGUUUAAGACGGGCUGCUUUUGUUUGCUGCGGCUUCUUUCACCCGUGGAUCUAUAACUAAAUAAAUAAAUAAAUCAAAGAUUUAUUACAUGUAUGGCUGGUAAAGACACAAGCUUAUCAAGUCACUUUGGUCACCAAUAAUGUUACCGUCAUCCGAAUAAACUGUGAUCUACAAGUGUGGUGUAAGAGAAUGGUUGGUACAGAAAGCUGAAUAUAAGCUUGUUUUUAAUCGUUUUUUGUUGUUUUUUAAACUGCCCAGGACGUAUUAUCAUCAUCAUCAUCAUCAUCAUGUAUCAAAGGUCAAUAUUCCCCCUUUUCCCCGUCCUUUACUGCAAAGUGUACAGCUCACAAAUGUAGCUCCUCUGUCUUGUAUGUGUAUUUGAUAUUAUUGUUAUUAUUUAAAUAAGAAAAGCGGUGGACCGAUGACGCGCCAUCACAACUGAACUGAGAUUUAUUUUAUUUUUAUUUUUUUUUUCUAUUUUCCUGUUAGAUUGAAGCCAUACACCAGAAGAUGCAUUUGUAAAUUGGAUCAUGUUUUCCAUUUUGUGGCAGUAUAAUGGGAACUCCAUUUGUGAUGUGUUAAUUUCCCUCUUUUUUAAUUCUUUAUUAUUGUGUUUUUGUAAAUACAGAGAAGUAUUUCAUGGUUUUUGAAUAUGCUGGUAUAAAGCUUCUCUUCCCUUA